AUGGGACAUGGAAGCUUGAGGUGCUUGGAAGAAGAGAGGAAUGCACUACUCAAGAUCAAGGUCGCCUUCAACUACCCGAAUGGGUCCUCUUUCCCAUCAUGGCGUGAUGGCGAUAGUGACUGUUGUGGUUGGGAAGGCGUCAAGUGUGAUGCCACUACUUCACGGAUGACUGAACUAUAUCUGAACGGUUUGUGCCGAUUGAGGAAACUUGAAGAGUUGGAUAUUAGUGAUAACGGAUUUGGGGGUCUUCUUCCUUCAUGCUUGUGCAACAUGACGUCACUCCGUGCUCUUGAUGUUCGAAAUAACAAUUUUAGCGGGGCCAUUCCUCCAUCUCUCCUGUCUAAUCUCAAGUCACUUGAAUAUAUUGUGUUUUCUGGAAAUGCUUUUGAAGGAUCACUUUCGCUUGCUUCCUUGGCUAAUAAUUCUAACCUUGCGGUAUUCCACCUCAUCGACAACCGUAAUCGUUUGGAAGUAAAUACAGAAAAGCCCACUUGGUUUCCUUCAUUUAAGCUAAAAAAGUUUGGUUUAUCAAACUGUAUGCUCAACAAAGAUGCAAAUGGUGUGAUUCCCGGCUUUUUGAAAGAGCAACAUGACUUGACCAGUGUUCAAUUCAGCCACAAUGGAAUGAGAGGAAAUUUUCCAAAUUGGCUAUUGGUCAACAAUGUAAAUCUGGCAUGGUUUGAUCUCAUAGGCAACAGUUUUUCAGGUGCUUUUGACUUGCCUUCCAAUUUGAUUCUUGAUAGCAUGUGGUGGUUCGAUGUGUCUGCAAAUGCUAUUGAAGGAGAGCUUCCACCAUGGAUUGGUUCUAUCCUCCCAAGUUUGACACAUUUGAACCUGUCAAACAACUUAUUAAAAGGUAGAAUCCCUCCCUCAAUGGGCUUUAUGAAACUGCUACGAAUAUUGGACUUGUCAAAGAAUGGCUUCUCGGGAGAGAUUCCAAAGACACUUGCUAAAGAUUGCUUGUCACUUUCUACAUUGAUAUUGUCAAGCAACAAAUUGGAAGGCCAAAUGCUCCCGAGGUAUACUAACUUGAGAAGGUUAAACUUUUUGUAUCUAGACAACAAUCGUUUCACAGGGGACAUAUCACCUGGUUUAUUGAAUAGCUCCAUAUUAAGUGUUUUGGAUGUAAGUAAUAAUUUCCUAUCUGGAACACUUCCCAAUUGGCUUGGAGAUCAACCCUUGUCUGGGCUUAUGCUCUCGGGCAAUUUAUUGAGAGGUCCUUUACCAUUGAGCUUGUGCAACUUACCAAUUCUUGAGCGUUUAGACCUUUCAAAUAACAUUCUUGGGCCAGAUAUACCUCCCUGUGCCAACUUUAUAAUUUUGAAGUACUUGCAUUUAGCAAAUGACAGGCUUGUUGGGCAUUUUCCUGAGUUUCUUUAUGGAGUUUCUUCAAUUGUCACAUUGGAUCUUAGAUACAAUGCAUUGUCAGGGGAGAUCCCUAGGUGGAUUGGUUCUUUUCGGAACUUGAAGGUUCUUCUAUUGCAAGGAAACAAUUUUGAAGGUUCAAUCCCUCUAGAUGUAUGUUUGUUGACAAAUAUGAGCAUGUUGGAUCUCUCCAAUAAUAAUCUUUCUGGAAAAAUUCCUUCUUGUUUGAAGGAUUUGACAUUUGGAGAAUAUGGGACAUCAAUGCAGUAUCUUCUCUCAAGAAGAUGGGUAGAGUUUUGGGAACUACACAACUAUAAGGUCAGAUUCAAUUUCACGUAUUGGUAUAAUGAAGGGGACAUAUUUGGCAAUAUGGAUGUACUAGAAGAAGUAAACUUCAUGACAAAGAGGAGGUUGGAAUCUUAUAAGGGCAACAUUCUAAAACUCAUGUUGGGAAUGGAUCUCUCUCAAAACAAUUUUACUGGCUUUAUUCCCCCAGAGGUUGGUUACUUGAGUAAACUUCUGGCAUUGAACCUGUCACAUAACCAUUUGACAGGACCUAUCCCAGAAACUUUUUCCAAUUUAAAGAACGUAGAGAGCUUGGACUUGUCCUACAACAGCUUAAUUGGUCCCAUCCCUCCACAACUCUUAGAGCUCUAUUUCUUGGAAGAUUUUAGUGUUGCUAACAACAACUUGUCAGGCAAGACACUAGAUCAAAAAAACCAGUUUGGAACUUUCAGUGAAGCAAGCUAUGAAGGUAACCCUUUUCUUUGUGGACCACCAUUAAAAAGCUGUAAUGGAUCAAGUCAGGAGCCGAGAACACUACCAACCUUUAAUCAUACUAGGGAGGAUGACUCUUGGACAGAAGCCUUCUUGUGGAGUUUUGCAGGAUCAUAUGCGGUGGCAUUCCUUGGUGUGGUUCUUUUUCUCUACAUGAACUCAUACUAUCGAUAUGUACUAUUUGAGCUUGUUCAUAAGCUUAUCCCAUCAUUUCCCAGAUUCUAA
Molecule: messenger RNA, 2367 nt
Organism: Eucalyptus grandis
Lineage: Eukaryota; Viridiplantae; Streptophyta; Magnoliopsida; Myrtales; Myrtaceae
Product: receptor-like protein 13
Exons: 2
Coding region: 1-2367 (788 amino acids)
Molecular function (GO): protein binding
Source: RefSeq, a predicted model, not a curated record